Molecule: messenger RNA, 804 nt
Organism: Ipomoea nil (Japanese morning glory)
Lineage: Eukaryota; Viridiplantae; Streptophyta; Magnoliopsida; Solanales; Convolvulaceae
Product: ubiquitin-conjugating enzyme E2 variant 1D-like
Exons: 4
Coding region: 125-565 (146 amino acids)
Biological process (GO): protein K63-linked ubiquitination; DNA damage tolerance
Cellular component (GO): nucleus
Source: RefSeq, a predicted model, not a curated record
CUCCUCUAUUUAAGGACUAUAUAUAGAGAUCAUUGUCGGUCCCGUCGAGUGGGUCUCCUUGCUGCUGCGGUUUCUCGGAAACAUUAAGGUCUGAUCUUUACGGCUUUAAUCUCUCUAACCGGAAAUGACGCUCGGUGCCGGAGGAUCUAGCGUAGUCGUUCCUAGGAAUUUUAGGUUGCUCGAGGAGCUUGAACGUGGAGAGAAAGGUAUUGGAGACGGGUCUGUUAGCUAUGGAAUGGAUGAUGCUGAUGAUCUUUACAUGCGUUCUUGGACGGGUACCAUAAUUGGUCCGCACAAUACUGUACAUGAGGGCCGUAUUUAUCAAUUGAAGCUGUUUUGUGACAAAGAUUAUCCAGAUAAGCCUCCGAGUGUUCGUUUCCAUUCGUGCAUCCACAUGACCUGUGUCAACCCCGAGACUGGAGUGGUUGAACCAAAGAAGUUCAGUAUGCUGUCAAAUUGGCAGCGGGAGUACACGAUGGAAGACAUCCUGACUCAGCUGCGAAAAGAAAUGGCUGCAUCUUACAACCGAAAGCUCGCUCAACCCCCAGAAGGUACCUUUUUCUGAUACCCUAAGCUGCAAGGAGGACCUAUUAUCAGAUAUUGCUGGAUAUGCUGACUGUAUUUCUGAAAUGUCCAUAAAUAGUUGCAAAUUUAUGUCGUAAUGAAUGUUACUACACCAAUAUACAUACCCCGCAAACCUUGCAAUAUCUUUCUUUCCAUAUGCAUCAUGCUUGUUCUGUGUUGUUCUAAUUCCCCUUUGGAUUAAUGGAUUCAGUGUUAAAGGAGAGAUUGCCAUUACAAGUA